AUGGAGCUUGCAGUGUUUCAUGGUGCCGAUGUCAACACGGUGUCCAAGGAGAUUUUCGAAAAAUAUACCCAGAGACGCGAGAUGAAACAAAUAGAACAAGAAGCAACAAGCAACAGCCUUACACGUCUCUUUGAGCUGAGCGAGGCGCAUAAUUACGUUACAAUGCCAAAGUGCCCUUUUUGUAUACAGAAAAUGCUACCAAACCAAUACUCACUCGAGUCCAGAGACACGCCAAGGAGGUCGUGUGGACGCAGAACCACUGAGGUCGACUGGCGCCUGAUCCAUGUGCAGGACAGUUACCACGAUCACCAGGCAAAGGCGAUGCUUACGAAGAUGGCUAAGCAGAUAGCCGCUGAGGCAGCACUCCCGGAGGAUAAGAUUACCAACCUUAUUAUUAACCUCGACUAUAUUAGAAAGGCUCUUUCGGAGAUAGUUCUUAAGGCUGAUAAUAAUAUACUGUGCGAUCUGUAUACCGAUCUGUUUGAAUUUACCGAUAAUAAACAGAAGAACUUCCUGGACAGACUGAGAGCUGCUAUAGCAGACUCUAAGGAUAAGGCAGACAUUGACCCAAAGUACAGCGAUGCAGUCAAGAAAAUGAACACCGCUCUGAACAACACUGAUGUCGAUGUAUCCCCGGAUCUUACGGUGCCCGAUGAUCUUGCCGAGGACGAGGAUGGUGUUACCAUCCAGGCCACCAUCCAAGACUCUGAUGAUAACGAGUCAGAUGUCGAGUUUAACGAUGGUGAACAGCAAGACCGAGAGGCAUUCGAGGAGGCCCGUAUUGAGGCUGAGGCACAGGCAGAGGACGCCAAGAGAAUCGAAGUGGCCGGGGGGGUCUCGGAUUGUCAUGGGCCGAAAGGAGAUCGCACUGUGACCGAGCGGCAACUCCGUAAAAAGCGAUGUCAGAGAACGCGCGGCGGACAGUACCGGCAGUGCAACAGACUCGAAGUAGCAGACAAGAGACGAGAUGGGGAGUAA
Messenger RNA from Clonostachys byssicola, 978 nucleotides. The record is from the annotation of a GenBank genome assembly. NCBI's taxonomy places the organism in Eukaryota, Fungi, Ascomycota, Sordariomycetes, Hypocreales, Bionectriaceae.